GCCCUGGGCCCCUCCCCAAGUCGGCCCGUCCUAAGCUCCGCCUCCCAGAGUCCGAGCACCGCCUGUUCAUGUUCUACGACAUAGUCAACGCCCCGCCCCGGCCCCGCCUCCUGAGCCCUCCUCUGGGUCUGGCCUUAGCCCCGCCCUAAGACCUGUCUCCUGGGCUCUGUUCCGAGUCCCGCCUCUUGAACCCAAUCAUCGUUUAUCCCUGCGCUAAUGCCCGCCUCCAGGACUCUUAUCCUGCCCCCACGCAAGGCCCCGCCUCCAGGACGCCACGAACCUGGACGCUUCCAAAGCCCAGCUUCCAGGAUCGCCCUAUCCUGGCCCCGCCCCAGGACCCGCCAACCUGGACUCUCUCCAGCACCUGCCCUAACGGCGCUUAACCUGGCCCCACCCCAGGCCCCGCCCUCAUAACGCUCAUCCUGGCCUCGCCCUAGAGUCCGCUCCCAAGACGCUCCUCCUGACCCUAUCCCGGGCCCCGCCCCCUCUCUGCGCCCACGCACUGCCCUGGGCCCGCCCACUCUUCAGUCCAGGCCCGGCUUCCGCCCGGUCUCUCGGCAACGCUGCGGCCCCGCCCACGUCAUGGCGCCCGAGGAGAACGCGGGGAGCGAACUCUUGCUGCAGAGUUUCGAGCGCCGCUUCCUGGCUGCGCGCGCACUGCGCUCCUUCCCUUGGCAGGUGGGCGGUGGGGCGGAGAGGCCCGCGGGGCUCGCUGGAGUCCAGGGGCAGACGGGAUGGGUCUCCGUGCUGAAGCUCCCGGCGUUCCUGCCACGUGAGUGCCUGGGAUCCCGCCGGUCAGGGCCGCGCGACCGACCCGGUCCCCGUCCCUGGGGCCUGGCCAGAGUCGCUCGCACCCCUCCUGCCCCGCGGGCUGGCGGCGGAAGCUGGAGCUUAGAAGCAAAGUUAAGAGACUCAUCAGACUCUGAGCUGCUGGGGGAUAUUUUGCAGAAGACUGUGAAGCAUCCUGUGUGUGUGAAGCACCCGCUGUCAGUCAAGUAUGCCCGGUGCUUUCUCUCAGAACUCAUCAAAAAGCACGCGGCUGUCCACACGGAGCCUUUGGAUGAGCUGUACGAGGCGCUGGCAGAGACCCUGAUGGCCAAGGAGUCCACGCAGGGCCACCAGAGCUAUUUGCUGCCCUCAGAGGCUCGGUCACACUCUCCGAGAGCACAGCCAUCAUCUCCCAUGGCACCAUGGGCCUGGUCACAUGGGAUGCUGCCCUCUACCUUGCAGAAUGGGCCGUCGAGAACCCGGCAGCCUUCACUCACAGGUGACCUCGGGGCGCAGGGCAGGGCACCGAGGCAGGCUUACCCUGGUGCAGUCACAGACACGGCCCCCUUUCCUCCCGCCAGGACUAUCUUAGAGCUUGACAGUGGCGCCGGCCUCACAGGCCUGGCCAUGUGCAAGUUGUGCCGCUCCCGGGCAUACAUCUUCAGCGACUGUCACAGCUGGGUCCUCAAGCAGCUCCGAGGGAAUGCCCUUCUCAAUGGCCUCUCAUUAGAGGCAGACAUCACUGCCAACUUAGCCCUAGGGUGACAAUGGCCCAGCUGGACUGGGAUGUCACGAUGGUCAAUCAGCUCUCUGCCUUCUAGCCAGAUGUUGUCAUUGCAGCAGGUAAUGCCCAGCCCUGGGCACCCUGUGCAGGCGGUGUCCUUGCAGCUCUACCCAGCUCUUGGCUCUGGGAAAAGGGAAUAAUGGACGCUGUCGGGCAUGGACAUGAUGGGGCUUCCAGAAGAGUUACUCUGGGCCUCCAGGGUGACAUCAAAGGACAGGGGUGCCUCUUAAGGUGACCUUCAAGCCACAGCCGUCUUGUUGGAGACAGGCAUACUCCCGUUACAGUCGUCACCACAUGGCUGUGUCCCAGAGCCAUGCCCUGUGUCCUUCAGAGACCACAGGAGGAAAACAAACACUUCUGGGACAAGGACAGGGCCCUUGAGAGAAGAUGGUGUUUGGCUGGGCCACCGAAAACCCCUCGCCUCUGCCAGCACACUCAGUCCCCUCUCUGGUCAAACAGAGCUCUGCCUGUGGUCCUGGGUCUGAGCCCUGAAAACCACAGGUCCAGCGGUGGCCAGGGACACAGGCCCACCCCUGCAAGCCAGCAGACCAAUCGGCAGAUGCCUGAAACACGAAGUUCAUGGCAGGGUCAGGCUUUGUGUCAUUUGAAGCCCUCUAGAUAGGCCGAGAACCAGAGCUGGUUUUUUAAGGAACACCAGUGAGUCUGGAGAUUUUUUUCUUUUGCUUCGGUCUUUUGCAGCUUUCUCUACUAAAGGUUCUCCUUUUUCACCCAAGUAAUUGCCUUUCCAUCUAAUGGCCCAAAUGGUCAAAUGGCAUCUAAUAGUCUCAACAGACCGCUGCCUCUCUGGCCUCGCCCUGCUGCUGAGGUCAGCAUGACCUGGAACUGUCCACUGGUCCCUUUCAGUAACCUGAAGCUUUCACUGUAGACGUGCUGUAUUGCCCAGAAGCCAUCGUGUCGCUUGUCGGGGUCCUGCAGAGGCUGGCUGCUGGGAACACCAGCGGGCUCCUGA
Messenger RNA from Symphalangus syndactylus (siamang), 2522 nucleotides. Its product is annotated as protein-lysine N-methyltransferase EEF2KMT-like. Lineage: Eukaryota; Metazoa; Chordata; Mammalia; Primates; Hylobatidae. The record is from RefSeq and is a predicted model, not a curated record.